CGACAGACGAUCUCAAGAGUGAUUGGGAUGCAUCCAGCGACGAAGAAAAAGGAAAGCCCUCCGACGUGAAGGAAACUUGGGAUGAAUCGAGUGAUGAAGAGGAUGCGUUGAAGCCUGCGACUGAGCCAUCGAAACCUGCUGAGAAGGCGUCCAAUGUGAAAGCAGCAUCUGUUCAACCUGUGAAGAAGAUCACACAACCAGCCCUACCGUCUCCAAAAGUUUCUGCGCAAGCCAAACCUAAUAUUGGCAAACCUACUCAGGAUUCACAAGACUCUUCUGACUCUGAUUCGGCUUCUGACUCUGAUUCGUCUGAACAAGAUUCGGAAUCGGAAUCGGAAUCGGAAUCAGACUCGGAUGACGGAAUGACAAAGGCCGAGAGGUUGGCUGCUCAACGCAAAGCGGAGGCGGUAGCUCGCAGGGCGAAGGCUCACGAAGCUGCCCUUGCAGCACGAAGCAAAGAUGAUCUGCGCAGUCCGAUAUGCUGUAUCUUGGGCCACGUCGACACGGGUAAGACCAAGUUGUUGGACAAGAUUCGGCAGACGAACGUCCAAGAAGGCGAAGCAGGUGGUAUCACACAGCAAAUUGGUGCCACAUAUUUUCCACGGGAAGCUAUCAGAACGAAGACUGCCGUGCUCAACAAGGGAAAUGAGCAAGAGUACAAGGUCCCGGGUUUACUGGUUAUAGAUACCCCAGGUCACGAAUCCUUCACAAACUUGCGCACUCGUGGCAGUUCCUUGUGCAAUAUUGCCAUUCUAGUCGUCGAUAUCAUGCAUGGUCUGGAACAACAAACCUUGGAAUCCCUCCGCCUCCUCAGAGAUCGCAAAACGCCGUUCAUCGUAGCUUUGAACAAGAUCGACCGUAUAUACGGAUGGAACCCGACUCUAGAUGGCGCACUACAAGAAUCCCUUGCGAAGCAGACACGAACCGUGCAGCGUGAAUUCGAUGACCGUGUUCAAAAGACAAUUCUGGCUUUCGCAGAACAAGGUCUCAAUGCAGUCUUGUACUACGAGAACAAGAACUUCGCUCGAAACGUCUCCAUCGUACCUACAUCUGCGAUCACAGGGGAGGGCGUGCCAGACAUGAUCAUGUUGCUGGUGAAUUUGACACAGCAGCGCAUGAGCGAUCGCUUGAUGUACCUCUCCGAGUUGGAGUGUACCGUCCUUGAAGUCAAAGUCAUCGAAGGUCUUGGGACAACUAUCGAUGUCGUCCUGUCCAAUGGUAUUCUUCGCGAAGGAGAUAAGAUCGUGGUUUGUGGUCUCAACGGACCUAUCGUGACCCAAGUCCGCGCCCUAUUAACCCCGCAACCUCUCAGGGAGUUACGAAUAAAGUCGGUAUAUGUUCACCACAAAGAAGUCAAGGCUGCUUUGGGGGUGAAGAUCGUAGCCCCAGAUCUUGAGAAGGCAAUCGCUGGUUCGAGGCUUCUAGUAGUAGGACCAGAAGACGACGAAGAUGACAUGCGGGAGGAGGUCAUGUCAGAUCUCACAACUCUUCUCAAUUCCAUCGACAAGUCAGGUCGUGGUGUUUGUGUACAGGCCAGCACACUCGGGUCUCUCGAGGCUUUGCUCGACUUUCUGAAAUCAAGUAAAGUCCCGGUAUCCGGUAUCAACAUUGGGCCUGUUCACAAGAAGGAUGUCAUGCGAGCGGGCACAAUGUUGGAGAAAGCUCGCGAGCUAGCAUGCAUCCUCUGUUUCGAUGUCACUGUUGAUAAGGAUGCAGAGCGCAUGGCUGAGGAGAUGGGUAUCCGUUUGUUCAAAGCCGAUAUCAUCUAUCACCUAUUCGACGCGUUCACUGCAUACAAUGCCGAGAUACAGGAGGCCAAGCGGAGAGAUGCCGCUCCCAUAGCAGUUUGGCCUUGUCGCUUGAAGAUCAUUGCGUGCUUCUGUAAACGAGACCCGAUCAUCUUGGGCGUUGACAUCUUGGACGGCACCUUGCGGAUAGGAACGCCACUAUGUGUGAUCAAGAUAGACCCAGUGACUGGAGCUAAGGAAAUCAUAGAAUUGGGAAAGAUCACAUCUUUGGAGAUCAAUCACAAAUCUAUGGAAAUCGUAAAGAAGUCGCAAGCUGGCGGCGGUGUCGCGGUCAAGAUUGAGCAUGCUGUCUAUCAAUCAGCCAAGAUGUUUGGGCGGCAUUUUGACGAUAAAGACGAACUUUACAGUCGUGUAACGCGCCAGAGUAUCGAUGUUCUCAAAACUUCUUUCAAAGCUGACGUGACCACUGAAGAAUGGCUCCUGAUCAAGGCCUUGAAGCCACGACUGAACAUUCAAUGAGAUCUCUUGCCUUCCUUGCAUUGACUUCGGCCUUGAACGAUCCCAAUCUCUGGCUGGGACUCCUGACAGUAUAUUUGUAUUGAACAAGCUAUCUGCAUCAUGUUGUUUUUGUAUGGAAGAUCAACUCUCACUCAUCGACCAGAUUUCGUUUGUACGAUACCGUUCUCCGCCUUCAAUAUCCAUCUCCCGUCGGUGUGAUGCGGUGCAUGUAUGAAAAUCAAUACGGUAGCGGUCGCCCUGUGAUAGUCUUCACUCUCUC
This is a messenger RNA of Heterobasidion irregulare TC 32-1, 2526 nucleotides long. RefSeq lists its product as uncharacterized. Lineage: Eukaryota; Fungi; Basidiomycota; Agaricomycetes; Russulales; Bondarzewiaceae. Bases 363 to 2267 code for a protein of 634 amino acids. Gene Ontology annotation, molecular function: GTPase activity; GTP binding; translation initiation factor activity. The record is from RefSeq and is a predicted model, not a curated record. The transcript is spliced from 12 exons.